AGAAUGUCACUCGCGCCCACCACCGCCGGCUAUGGUGAACUCUUAACACUUUAUAUUGAAUAACACAGUCGUGCAACCGGCCAGUCUUAAUAAACGCUAGAUACUUGUGCAGUAAAAAUAAAUUUAAAAAAAAAAACAAGCAAAUAUGUAUUUUAUAAUAUGAAUUUACAAGUUGUGUUUUUGAGUGUAUAAUAUAUAUUUUUUUGUUUCUUUUCAAAUAUUUAUAUAAUAUAUUUUUGUGCGAGUGCGUUUUGUAAUAUAUAGAUAAAAAUGAACGUGAAAACAACGGCCACAAUUAUGUUCGUAGUCCUACAGCUGACUAGUAGUAACCCAGCCAAGAACAACGCCAGACCAGUCUAUGAAGUAAUUAACGAACAGCGAGAGGAGAAAAAGGUCAACCCUGGUCCGGUCACCUUCGGAAACCCUCUAGCCGGCCACUCGAUCCAGAACGCUAAGCUCUACGCUCAAAACCAGCAAGCUAUGUUCAACGCCGAACGGGUCAGACAGCACAAAGCUCAGCUACAGCGAUGGACGAAGUCGCCACAACAAGAUAGCUACAUGAAAGCUUAUCACGAGUCACAAGAAAGCCAUCAGUUAGCUGUCGAAAAAGAGCAAUCCGACUUAAAAACUCCAACUAAAAGACAGGACCGCAGACGCGGCAAAGAAAACGGUCCAACUGAAAAAACAAGAAGCCAUCGUUCCCAUGGCUCACUAGAUUAUCAAUAUGUGCCAAGGUAUAAGACUGUUUACGUCUCUCCAGGCACUACUUACGAUCAAGGCGUUACGAUCAAACCAAACGGGAUUGCGUACGUUGAGACAGAUGAAAACAAACUUUAUACAGAAGCUGUGCCGAGCAAAACUCAAUACGUCCACCCUAAAGACUAUAGUCACGCACAAAAUUACGAAACAUCUGAUAUAGCAACAUUAAACGCAUUAUUGGAACAGAAUCCACAAGAUCAACUAACGAAUUUCAAUGCCAUGUUACACGCUAACGAAAACAAAGAACAUUUACAAACGCCUGUGGAAUUGUUUUUCUAUAAUAACGCGAAUAAUGUUUAUCACCCAACUAACGGCGGCUAUACAAGCUACGCGCCCAACGCGUAUACACAAGAGACUCGGUACAAAGACCACACACCCAUCAAAGAAGACUUAGACGACAUUGAGGACCCCAAUAAACACACCACAGUUAAAAACUACGGGGUCCAACCGACAACAAAUCUCCCAGAUGAAGACAGUACUAUACCUUAUUACAAUAACGCAGGACCGACUACACAGAGAGUAGUGGAAGAGAAACCUAAAUAUCAAGCCGUGAAAUACGAAAAACUGUAUCCGUUUCAAGACUCAAAAGAUAGCGAAUCAGGGAUUUACAUGCACCACAACACCGAGAACCAGGGAGUUCAUCGCUUGAAUCAAGAUGGAGUCGAGGUUUCCGCGUAUGACGAUGCCGAACUCCAGUACGCCGCGAACUAUGAAUUCGGCUACAGAGUUAGAGAUCACCACACAGGCAAUUAUUACGGUCACCACGAGGCGAAGAAGGAUGGUAAGACGAACGGGCAUUACCACGUUUUGCUGCCCGACGGCAGGAUGCAGAAGGUUAAGUACACCGCAGGCCCUGACGGGUUCCACGCUGACAUUAGCUAUGACAAUAUGACGGAACAUUAAUUUAAAUAGUUUAUAGUUAGAAUACCUACAUUAAUUGUAUUCCAAAGACAAAGUCAAAAAGUCCUUUAAAGAUCAGGAACUUUGUUUUAAUCCUCAGUAUGUAUGUAUAAUUUCGGUCAGGAAGCUAUCUUAAAUAUUAGCUAUUUUAGUCCCAAAAGAGUGAUUAAUCACACAGCCACUAAUUUAAUUAAGAAUAAAACCUUAAUGUCAGAAAUUAAGAUUUGUAAGCGCAGGGAUUUUCGAAUAAAGAAUUGCUUAAUUCAGCCUAAUUCGUUUAAAAUAACUAUGAUAAUACGAUGAUAAAUGGUCGUAGUUCAAAAAUGUCUAAAAGACACGAAUUUUAUACAUAAAAUUGACAACAUUUAAAAAUAUCCAACUUAUUAUUAUUUUAGAAUGUAUAAUUAUUAAACGAAAAUACCUAAACUGAAAUAUAAGAACAAAAUAAAUGUCAUAUUGACAUUUAAUUUUAAUUCUAAUUGAAUCCUUUAGAACCAAAACAAUACAAUGUAAUUCGGAAGAUCCUGUUGCUGUGAAAUCACUUUAAUUGUACAAUUUCAAAAUGUACAUUCAUUAUAAUUUAGCAAAAACCAGUUUUAGCAAAGUGUUAUUGUUUAUUUAUGUCAAUACCUAAUUUAUUUCCGAUUUUAUGUAAGAAUUUAUGUAGAUAAAUUGUUAAGUUAGUUUUAAGGUUGUAAAAUGAAACAAAAAAACAUUAAUUAUUUAUUUAAAAACAAAUACAUUUCUUGCCCUUGAUUUGAUUUUAUUUACUCACACAUAAUUUACGAGUGAGGAGAUCGUUUCCGUCGAACCACCGGCAGACCGAAAGGGGUUUAGCGAAUGACGCCAAACUUUUAAUGUAAUGAUGAUAUUCUUUUUUGAAAUCUGCUGUAAAAAGAACCGAUUAAUUUUAUAAUCAUUUCUCAGAAUUCUCACUUCUAACUUCACUCGUUCAUAUUGAAAACUUUUCUUUCACAAACCAUAAUCAAAUUUUAUUACGUUUUCUAAUAAAACCUAACAAAGAUUUAUAAGUUAUACAACGUUUAUUUAUUCAGAAAAAAUAAAACUUGAGUCAUUUUGUGUUCUACACGAACACACGCUUAUCUGUGGUUAGGUUUGUAAUGGCGCGAAAUCUACUGUCAGCUGAAUUUAUACAUUAUGACCGAUCAUGGCACACAAUUUGGAUAUUAAAAGAGAAAAUGGAAAGCCGUUAUUCAAACGAAGACUUGUCAUUUCGUUUGAAAGGCGACAUUUUUGCUUCCCGUGCAUUAUGUAAUCGAGCGAUCAUAGAUUCCUACCAUCAGUAAGAAACUUUGAACCUCAUUGAACGUCAUUUCCACCGACUUCGAGACCGCCGAUCCACAUUGAAGAUUUGAAGAAGAAGAAGACUUGUAGAAGAAGAAGACUUGUAUAAUAAGAAGAAGAAGAAGAAGACUUGAAGAAGAAGAAGAAAACUUGAAGAUUUCCACACGCAGCAAGGACUAAUGACGAUACAAUAAUUUUGAAACUUCACUCUGACAUCCUGAGCGGUAUUAAUGAUGUAAAAAUAAAGUUUAAAUUAAUUGUUAAUUGGUUUGGUAAUUAAGCACGUUUUUUUUUUUAGUUUUCAAAACUACAUAUAUUAUAUACUCGUACAAUAUUUUCCAUUAAACUUUUACUUUAAUUUCCUAUUUAGGUAAUACAUAAUAAUGUAAUAAAAUUAAAAUUCCAUCUAUUUUUUAUUCAUUAAAUGUAUUUAGAUAGUUA
Molecule: messenger RNA, 3405 nt
Organism: Bombyx mori (domestic silkworm)
Lineage: Eukaryota; Metazoa; Arthropoda; Insecta; Lepidoptera; Bombycidae
Gene: CPR143
Product: cuticular protein RR-2 motif 143
Exons: 4
Coding region: 271-1662 (463 amino acids)
Cellular component (GO): extracellular matrix
Source: RefSeq, a predicted model, not a curated record